UGUGUGUCUUGUGUGUUCAUGCGUGUUGGAAGCAGGUGGAUCACGGAUGCGUCUGCAAGCUCUUCAUCAAGCUUGUGUUUUGUGAGUCAGGAGUGCAUCAGCAUUCUGGAUAUAAUUCUGCAUCUGUGGAUACGGACACACAUUCGGACGCCGCAUCCGACUGUCAUUAAACAUCCGUUUCAUCUGUUCUGGGAUUUUCCACUGAGGAGACAUUAAGACAGGGGAAUGUGGACGCAGGAGAGAACGUGUCUCCAUCUCCUGCAAGAUUCCCUGUGAACCAGCAGCUUCCAUCCUAAAGAGCAGAGAAGCGUAACCGGUAGGAUGGUAGCAGGGGAAGUGAGUGGGCACAGCUUCCUGGUGGCAUGCUGGCAGCCCAUUCUAAUCUUAAUGCUGGGCACAGUGCUGUCUGGCUCUGCCACGGGCUGCCCAUCGCGUUGCGAGUGCAGUGCUCAGGAGCGUUCGGUCUUGUGUCACCGCAAGAAGCUGAUGUCCAUUCCAGAGGGAAUCCCAUCGGAAACACGACUCUUGGACCUCAGCAAGAAUCGAAUCAAAACCAUCAAUCCAGAUGAGUUCUCCACCUUCCCGCAGCUGGAAGAGCUGGAGCUCAAUGAAAACACCAUCUCGACCAUCGAGCCCGGGGCUUUUAACAAACUCUACAGCCUGCAGACUCUGGGACUGCGCAGCAACAAGCUAAAGCUCAUCCAGCUGGGAGUGUUCACGGGCCUCAGUAACCUAACAAAGCUGGACAUCAGUGAAAAUAAGAUCGUAAUUCUGCUGGACUACAUGUUCCAGGACCUCUACAACCUGCGCUCUCUGGAGGUUGGGGAUAAUGACCUUGUCUUCAUAUCCCACAGGUCUUUUCACGGCCUCAGCAGCCUGGAGCAGCUCACGCUAGAAAAGUGCAACCUGACCUCUGUCCCGACAGAGGCCUUCACGCACCUGCACAGUUUGGUCACGCUACGCUUACGAAACCUCAACAUCAACAGCAUCAGAGACUACAGCUUCAAGCGGCUCUACCGUCUCAAAGUGCUGGAGAUCACCAACUGGCCCUACCUGGAUACCAUGACCACUAACUGCUUGUAUGGAUUGAAUCUUACCUCCCUAACAAUCACUAAUGCAAACUUGACAUCGAUUCCAUAUUUGGCCUUGCGGCACCUGGUUUAUCUUCGUUUCCUCAACAUGUCCUACAAUCCCAUCCAGAUGAUCGAGGGCAACCGGCUCCACGACCUGCUCAGACUGCAGGAGUUCCACCUGGUAGGCGGUCGACUGACGAUGAUUGAACCCUAUUCCUUUAGAGGACUGAACUACCUGAAAGUCCUCAAUGUGUCCAGCAACUCCCUUACCACCCUGGAGGAGUCUGUGUUCCAUUCAGUGGGGAACCUGGAGACCCUCGCGUUGUACGACAACCCACUGGCUUGUGACUGCCGUCUGCUUUGGGUUUUCCGACGCCGCUGGAGGCUCAACUUCAACCGCCAGCAGCCGACUUGCUCCUCACCUGAGUUUGUUCAGGGGAAAGAGUUCAAGGACUUCCCUGACGUGCUGCAGCCCAAUUACUUCACGUGUCGGAAGUCUAGGAUCCGAGACCGGAAACCACAGCAGAAGUUCCUUGAUGAAGGCACCACCGUCCACUUCGUCUGCCAAGCAGAUGGAGACCCGACACCUGUCAUCAUGUGGCUUUCUCCACAAAAACAGUUUAUCACCACGAAAACAAUAGGACGGCUCACUGUUUUCCCGGAUGGCACCUUGGAGGUGCGCUACGCUCAGAUUCAGGACAAUGGGACAUAUGUGUGCAUUGCUAGCAACGCAGGUGGAAACGACACCGCUUUGGCCCACCUACAUGUCCACAGUUACUCGCCAGACUGGCCUAACCAACCCAACAAAACCUUGGCGUUUAUCUCCAACCAACCCAACGACAACGGAGCCAAUGGAACAAGAGCAACAGUCCCGUUCCCUUUUGAUAUAAAGACGCUAAUCAUCGCCACCACCAUGGGCUUCAUCUCCUUUUUGGGUGUGGUUCUGUUCUGCCUUGUUCUGCUCUUUCUUUGGAGCAGAGGCAAAGGCAACAGUAAACACAACAUUGAGAUAGAGUACGUCCCACGCAAAUCGGACGCUGGGGCGAGCAGCAGCGGCAACGAUGCCCCACGGAAAUUUAACAUGAAAAUGAUAUAAUCCAGCCAGGGAGCUCAAAAGACCCUUUCAAAAACAGACUCAGAGACAAAAACAAGAGAUUCCCUGCCUGUACAACCUCUGGCUCUGACGAGCUCCCCAUAGAGGAGGGGUGUUUUUCCCCCUUUCUAAAGUUGGAUGUGCGGUACAGGGGUCGGUGCUUUUCUUCAAUAUUGAACAUGAGAGGGGGAAAAUGUCCUCAUGCGCACUCCUCUGUGAUGGCCGCUUAAACUCAGCCUACAGGGACCAAUAUCUUUGAGAGAGGAUUUUGUUUUAAAACACUUCAGUUCCUGUGGAUUUUUAUGGGCAAAAAACAUGGAAAAAAAGGAAAAACUGAACCUCCAAAAUAUUUUGUGUCGAUCUCCAGAAUGCAAAGGCAGAGCAUCCUUCUGCCCACAUCCGUUUUGUUAGUUUGUUUGUUUAACCCAUUCUUUUCUUGUUUGCUUCUUAAAUGAAUAGUUUUAUGACAGAGUAACAGUAAAUAAAUCAGGGGCGAAAAGCACAUUUAACAAACCUAACAGCUGAAUUUGCCCAAAUUCAUCUUCUACAUUGCAACAGAAUGUGGAAUAUAAUAGAUUGCAUUUCCAUUCCUGCCAUAGAGAAAUAUGUGUAUAGCGCAACUUUCACUGCACAUUUCUUUCUUUGUAUCUGUACUCUGCUGUUUGGUUCUCGUUUUGCUUUCGGAUCCGUAUUUUAAUGCAUUUGUUGGAUAAGCCUAGGGAAUUUUAUGACUCGAGCAUCUGGAUAAACAAGUACAGGUUGUUUAAUGUUGGAUUAAUGGCUAGGAAAAUGAAAGCAGCAGUAAUUAUGUAACUUUUGUUGUGUGUUUUGCUUUAUUUUGAUCGCUAUAGCCUGCAGUGAGCAUUUCUGUAGUGCCUGGUCAGGUUUAAACCCAUUUAAUGUCACUGCAGGAUCACAUUUUUAUAUAACAAACCCAUUCCAAGUUUUAUUCGCCUGAGAAGCUACACCAAGAAUGUACAGCUCUAUCUCAGAGUGUGUAUGUGCGAAAGCGAGCGAGUUCCUAACAGAAUCAAUAAUUUCAUCAAAAGGUGAGAGUGUUAAUAUGCUCGACAGCACUCGAUCACCUUCACCUGUUGCCGUUGCUGGGUCUCACACCUGUCUCAUGCUCUCAGAUCUGUCUCAUGGGUCUUACACCUGUCUUACGGUCUCGUGCCUGUCAAAUGGACUUAGUCUUUGACCUGUCUUAUGGUCUCAAAUCAAUUUUUCUUUACAUUAUAAGAAGCGUUGGUACCCAAAGAAACUGUUUUAAAGUUACCCAGUACAUCUAAGGACUAAAACGGUGCUGGUUUGUUACAAUGACAGAUAUCUAGAUGCAAGAGGGGAAUUCACUAAGAAUGAGCACUCCUGGAUAAUGUUGUUUCACAUCUGUUUCCACAGGCGGUAAAAGCACAACGUUAGGCACUGUUUGUGAAUAAAGAAGUGGGAGUAAAUUGAAAGUAGGCAUGCUUAUGCCGAAAAGAGAGCACAGUUGCACAGUGCUAGAUAGAGACCGGUUAAAAUGGACUGGGUAGUGAGUAUGAAGCAGGUUUUGUGCUGAAAUGCAACAGUUGAAUGAAUUCGCUCCACAGUCCAGCUAUGUUUUAAGUGUGCGUUUAAUCUGGACAAAGUAGGCCAGGUGAUUUCCGUGGAAGAACAAUAAGCUGUGUUUAUGCAUAGGAUUUUGCUCGGGUGUAGAUGGGUUUCGCCUCGCUAAGUGGUUUGUGCAACUGACUGAGGCUGCAGAUGGAGAAGCUGCACAGAUGGUUUAACCCUUACUGAUCCACUUUAGAGUUAAUCUGCCA
Messenger RNA from Sinocyclocheilus grahami, 3968 nucleotides. Its product is annotated as leucine-rich repeat and immunoglobulin-like domain-containing nogo receptor-interacting protein 1. The record is from RefSeq and is a predicted model, not a curated record. The transcript is spliced from 3 exons. The coding region runs from base 322 to 2169 and encodes 615 amino acids. Gene Ontology annotation, molecular function: protein binding. Gene Ontology annotation, cellular component: plasma membrane. Lineage: Eukaryota; Metazoa; Chordata; Actinopteri; Cypriniformes; Cyprinidae.